UUCGACCGCGCGUCUCAUCAUGAAAUAUCCUCCGCGAAGACAUCACCAUGGGGCCCAUGUCUCUCGUGCGCAACCAUACACCACGACCCAGUAUCGGAUAGCCUGGAGGCUACGUAGAUCCAAUGUUUGGUCUCGUCGCCCACAGUUUGCGGGCCCACCCCAGUCGACUCAUCUGAGGCAAAGGACAGUUGCCCGGCUUGGUCCGCAGUCUCCAGCUUACCAGGCAGCAGGAGACGAAAGUCCCGGCUAUCAAGAUGAAAGAGGCAACUAUGGUGAGGAUUUUGUCGGUGACUACGGUGACGACUUUGUCGGCGACUAUGGCGACGGUUUUGUCGGCGACUUUGUCAGCGACUACGGCCAGGAGAAUGCGUGUCAAAGUCAUCCGGAGCUGGAGCAGCGCAUGAACCAGCUUCUUGAGACUGCCAGGGUACAAAGCAAACAAAUGGACAAAACAACGAGGGAAUUGGUUCAGCAAAUGAGGGAAGUAGUACAACAGGUUUCGACAUUGCGCGAGGAAGUACGAGAACUGCCGAAUAAUUUGGUUGAGAAAAUCUUGCUGCCCUUUUUUCAGGAGGCCGAGACUGUAUUGCAAGGAGAACAAGACCAAGUGCGUCACGGAGUGACGGGAGAACAUGCAACAAUGGACCUUAUCGAGAUGUCCACCAAAGGCAGCGAACCUCGUCGCUAAAGACCAUACGAUAGUCAGAUAUUAUGAUGGUGUGGCCAACAGAGGGUUUCCCUCUUUUGCGUUUUUUUGUUUAUGUAGUCGAGGAAUCGAUAUCAAUGUCUCGUGUCAUGUCGGUGGCACAUUCUAAGACAAGGACCUCUAGGUGACGUAACCUAUCCAGGGUAGGAUACUCUAAUUCAUCGAGUAGAUUUAUGAUAGGGUCACUAGAUGCCUCGCGAUUUCAGAAUGAGCUCUCUCCACUUCCCAGUAUGAGAUGAGAAUCAAGUUCAAAUGGAGCUACAGAUAAAGGGAAAGAGGUGUCUUGGUGGCGAUGUUUGGAUGCUUGAAUUGUCUUUUCCUUCUUUUCCUCCAUUUUUUUGAUCAGUC
This is a messenger RNA of Ilyonectria robusta, 1054 nucleotides long. RefSeq lists its product as uncharacterized. The transcript is spliced from 7 exons. Lineage: Eukaryota; Fungi; Ascomycota; Sordariomycetes; Hypocreales; Nectriaceae. The record is from RefSeq and is a predicted model, not a curated record. The coding region runs from base 20 to 688 and encodes 222 amino acids.